AUGCAUGAAGUAGUUACAAUAUCAGUUUCACAGAGAGCCAACCAUUUGAACACCCAAUUCUUCAAUAUACAAGAAGGCUAUUUGCAACUCUCUAAAGAGCAACAAGUUAACGACUCCAAAAUUUUUUUGAAUCCAACUGUAGAUAAAGUUUCAAGAACAGUUUCAUUUACACCACGUGCCUUACUUUGGGACGCUCGUACAGGUAAUGGUUCAUUAGGAACAUACCAAUAUUCAGAAACUCAAGACUAUCAUUUCGGCAAUGAGGACAGAUUCAAGGACCAAACAAUCAUAAAGACUCAUCCAAAAAUACCCAAAUCCGAAUAUCAAAGUGCUUUAGAUGCGGGAACACCGCUCCCUACUUUGAGUAGGGAGAAUACGAAGUACUGGUCUGAUUAUUCUAAACUUAUCUAUGGUCCCUCAAGUUUCAAUAUUCUGAGGGAUUGGUACCAUGACGUUGAAAACCCGAAUCAACCUGACUUUCAAAACUUAGGUGAACGAAAGUUUGACAGAUAUUCUAUUGGUUAUGACGAAUUUACCGAAAAUUACUUGCAAGAGUUUUUUGAUGGAAAUUUGCAUACAGAAUUGGAAAAGUGUGACACCUUACAGGGGCUAAAUCUCGUAAGUGAUGUAGAGAGCGGAUGGGGUGGUUUUUCUAGCGCUCUACUACUGGAAUUAAGAAAUGAAUUGCCAAAAAAGACAGUCUUUUCAUGGGGGUUUAAUGAGGAUGAUCCAUUCACAAAUGACUCUCCUAUGAAAGGACUUUCCAAGAAGUGGCUUCCAAUCAUUUCGAACAAAUUGCGAAGUACAAUAAAUAUGAUGCUAGAAUCUGACCUUUAUUUUCCAUUGUACGCCUCUCCUGGGCUGACAAAUUGGGAAACUGCAGGCGAGAACUGUAGGAUUUUGGAUUCUAUAAACGCAACAGUUUCCCAAAGCAAUCUUGAGCAAAGGAAGACAAUGGAUUAUUUAACCACUGCCGUCACUUUGGGGUAUUCAUCAAGGAAUAUGAUCACUGGCAUGGUUAUCGGUAAUACCGAUUACUCAUUCUGUUCUCAAAUAGCCCCCUUCAAGAAUAGCCAUAAGCACAACGGUGCUCAUGUAUUUUCGAGAAGUUUUAUUGAUAGGAGAAGCCAAAUGUGUCAAAACCAUUCCGAGCCUGAUCCUCAGAGUAAAAUUAUUGAAAUGCGUACACACAGAUAUUUCCCAUCUGAUACGAUACCAGCAGAAUUUUCCCGUGAUUAUGAAUUUGCUUUGGAAUUAAAAUCUUCAGAAAAAAGUCGAGAUAUAUUCAAGCAUUGGAAUGAAUUUGUAGUAAGGUACUUUAAAAAUGAUAAUGACAGAGAAGAAUUGAAAAAUCAACUUUCCGAUUACGCCUCAGCGUACGAAUCUGGAUGGUAUGAAGACGAAGAUUCGGGUGAUGAUGAUAUGUGA
Saccharomyces paradoxus is the source of this 1428-nucleotide messenger RNA. RefSeq names its product Dml1p (gene DML1). Lineage: Eukaryota; Fungi; Ascomycota; Saccharomycetes; Saccharomycetales; Saccharomycetaceae. The record is from RefSeq and is a predicted model, not a curated record. Gene Ontology annotation, cellular component: cytoplasm. The coding region runs from base 1 to 1428 and encodes 475 amino acids. The transcript has a single exon. Gene Ontology annotation, biological process: mitochondrion distribution.